Panicum virgatum (switchgrass) is the source of this 2650-nucleotide messenger RNA. Its product is annotated as serine/threonine-protein kinase BLUS1-like. Bases 454 to 2169 code for a protein of 571 amino acids. Gene Ontology annotation, molecular function: protein serine/threonine kinase activator activity; ATP binding; protein kinase activity. Gene Ontology annotation, biological process: protein phosphorylation. Lineage: Eukaryota; Viridiplantae; Streptophyta; Magnoliopsida; Poales; Poaceae. The record is from RefSeq and is a predicted model, not a curated record. The transcript has a single exon.
CUCCACGAACUCCGGCCACCGCAGCCCUCAACAAGGAAGAUGAACAGGAACGGCGGCAGCCUUCUGCGACGUGGCACAUCCCACCCGCACGCGCGAUGAAUAGCGUCCGUGAUCAUUGCUGCCCACAAAUGAGACACCAACCUCCAUCCGAAAUGAGCCUCCCCUGCAAAGCUUGCUUCACGAGAAACCCUGCUCUGCGUCCGACAACAACGCCCAACGCUCACCCUCGCUUUUCCUCCUCUUUUCACGUGCGACGAACUAGACCGGCACCACAUCAGCUUCUCACCUGAAGCAUCAUCGCCGCUAACGUUCACGAGAUCGAGCUCACCAUGUCGAUCGAUCGAUUGAUCGAGUACGUGACCCAACUCGCUCCAACCAUUUCGCGCGCUUUCCGUUCCGGCCAUAUAAAGUCCUCGUCGUCGUCUCCCAGUUUGUUCCCUGCGCGAUCGAUCGAUGCUGCAGCUGCUCACUCUGCUCCGGCCGCCAUCAGCAAUGGCGGGCGAUGCCGGCGGCGAGGUGAAGUACCCGCUGGGCGCGGAGUCGUACCGCCUCCUGUGCAAGAUCGGGAGCGGCGUGAGCGCGGUGGUGUACAAGGCGGUGUGCCUGCCGCUGGGCUCGUCGGCGGUGGUGGCCAUCAAGGCGAUCGACCUGGAGCGCUCCCGCGCCAACCUCGAGGACGUGUGGCGCGAGGCCAAGGCCAUGGCCCUGCUCUCCCACUGCAACGUGCUCCGCGCCCACUGCUCCUUCGCCGUCGGAAGCCACCUUUGGGUGGUCAUGCCCUUCAUGGCCGCCGGCUCGCUCCACUCCAUCCUCUCCCACGGCUUCCCCGACGGCCUCCCGGAGCCCUGCGUCGCCGUCGUGCUCCGGGACACGCUCCGCGCGCUCUGCUACCUCCACGGGCAGGGCCGCAUCCACCGCGACAUCAAGGCCGGCAACAUCCUCGUCGACUCCGACGGCUCCGUCAAGCUCGCCGACUUCGGCGUCUCGGCCUCCAUCUACGAGACCGCACCGGCGGCGGCGGCGUCCUCCGGGCCCGCCCACGCGGCGCCGCCGGCGGCCCUCGGCGGCUCGUCGUCGUGCUUCAACGACCUCGCCGGGACGCCCUACUGGAUGGCGCCCGAGGUCAUCCACUCCCACGUCGGCUACGGCAUCAAGGCGGACAUCUGGUCGUUCGGCAUCACGGCGCUGGAGCUCGCGCACGGCCGGCCGCCGCUCUCCCACCUGCCGCCGUCCAAGUCGAUGCUGAUGCGGAUCACCAGCCGCGUGCGCCUCGAGGACGCCGAGCCGGCGGCCUCCGGCUCCGCCAAGAGGAAGAAGAAGUUCUCCAAGGCGUUCAAGGACAUGGUGUCCUCCUGCCUCUGCCAGGAGCCGGCCAGGAGGCCGUCGGCGGAGAAGCUCCUCCGCCACCCCUUCUUCAGGGGCUGCCGCUCCAGGGACUACCUCGUCCGCAACGUCCUCGCCGCCGUCCCGAGCAUCGAGGAGCGGUGCAAGGACGCCGCCAACCUCUGCGGCUGCGCCAAGGGCGCGCGCUGCGUCUCGCCGUGCCGCCACGCCGCCGGCAGCGUCGACGUCGUCAGGAACCGGCGGAUUAGCGGCUGGAACUUCAACGAGGAGAACCUCGAGUUCGAUCCGGCCGAGGCGGGGGCGGCGGAGAAGAGACGCGGCCGCCUUCCGUUCCACGAGGAGGAAGAGGAAGACGACCCGGCCGAGCUGGAGAGCAACUCCGCCGGAGACGGCAACGAGGGUACCCGGACGGCGGCGGCGACGCGAGUGAGCCACGACGACGAGAAGGCGGCGGCGGCGACGCGAGGGAGCCACGACGACGAGAAGGCGGCGGCGACAGGGUUUAAGGAGGUGGUGGUUCCGCAGCUGAUGACCAUCUUGGAGAGCCUGGAGGUGCAGAGGGGCAUGGUGAUGCACGUGCUGGAGAGCGGCGGCUGCCACGUCGCCGACGGCGGCAUUAAUGGAUGCGGCGGCAUGGCAGCUGCUGAUCCAGGGGAGGAGAUGCUGCUCGGGUACGUGCGGCAGCUGGAGCACAAGGUUGAGGAGCUCAGCACGGAGGUGGAAGAGGAGAUGGCAAGGAACGCCCGGUUGGAGAAGCAGGUGCAGGAGAGGCAGGUUAGUGCCCACAGGACAGAUUCUUCAGCUCAGACAUCAGGGAGCAAUUGAGAUUUGAGAAUUUGAGAUCGUUCAGCGAAUCAGCGUGUUCGUCAAGCGCUAGCGUCAGACUAUUGCAGUUUUUCAUGCUAGCUAGAUUGAGACCCUAUUUGGAGGAGCUAAAUUUGAGUGCUAAACUUUAGCACAUAUUAUUAGCAAUUAGCACUUACACGCACUCUAAAAUUUUAGAGUCUUGGCUAAAGUUUAGCUCACCCCAUUAUCGUUUUCUAUUUGGAUGAGCUAGUGUUAAAAUUAGUACUUUCACCUAUUAGCAAUAGGAUCGCCUUGUUAACGGCUUGAACCCUGUGUAUGCCUUAUCAUUAGAGUAUACAUGUGGUAACUUAAUUGGUAAAUUCCAUUGUAUCUGUUCUUGAGUUCCUAACUAACAUACUAUAUGAUAUCUUAGGUGUUAUGAUGCGGGUGCAAGACUCAUUGUCAAUGGUCAUCGAAUUGUUAAAUUAUUUAAAGGUUAAUUGAAUCCAUGCCACUACAA